AUUCUGUGAUAGCGCCGACUGGUUGACUAAAAACGCUUUUGUAUCAAUUAUGUCUAGGAAGGCAGAGCUGUUGAGGCAAACAAGUAAAUUGUGAAUAAAUUUAGACGGGUAAGGAAUUCGUUUCCGGAACUCACUGGGAAACCAUACCAACGAGUUCAUCUCCACGCAUUCUCACGGAUUACAACCACUUGCUUCUUCGUAUGAGUCUACAACAAAUCCUUUUGUUUUAGACGAUGAAACGUAUCGUUGCAACAGAUGCGAGACAAUAUGACCUUAUCCAUAUAAAUAAGCUUUAAAUCAUCGUUGGUGAUCCAAAAGUUAGCGCGCAGUUGCACACAAAGCUUCGGUCUUUCAUGUUCUGCCACUGGCCGCUGGUCUGGGUUUUACACGACGGGUAGCCGAGGUUGCUAUGGCGUUUUACAGGGAAGCGAAAAGAGCAAUCAAUUUGUUUUUGGAUAACAACUGAGGUUUUCAGCUGAAACACUGUGCACUGAUUUUUACCGUUGCUAACAGGCUGCUUGAAUGAUGGAACAGAAUACAAGAAGGGAGUACAGUGAUGUUACAGAAAAUUUGCGGAGGUUGAGAGGGCUUUCAGAGGAUGAUGUUUCUGAAGAAGGACUUCUUAGGUCAAGAAUAGAACAACAAUCAGAGUUGAUUUGCAUCCUAAAACAGAGAGCAGAUGAAUAUCUGAAGAAAUAUAUGGAAAUAGAGAAGAGAACUGAAAAUGUUCGAAACGAAAUCGCAGAGUCAUUGAGCCGGUAUGAAGCUGAGAAAAAAGACCAUGAGAUUUUAAAGAACAGAUUCAACACUUUGGAUCAUAAUCAUGUUGAAAUGAUCAAAUUGAAGGAUGAGUACAAAAAUGAGAACGCGAAGUUACGAAAAGAGAACAUGAAACUGAAGCAGGACAAUGAAAAUAUGUUCAGUGAAACGAUUCGGGAGAAAGAUCGUAUUCUUGAAGAACUGAGCGUGGACGUGAUAAGGUUUAAAAAAAGCUUAGAAGAAGCUGACGAAAAGGAAAGGGAUCUCAAAGCCCAGCUUGAUCAAAUGAAAGAGCAAAACGAAAAACAACUUAUCGAAAUCAAAACUACGCAAGAUGAUGAGAAAUCUAAUAGCAAAGAGACAUUCAGACGACUUGAAGAGAAGUAUUCAGCAGCUCAGAAACAGCUGACGUCACUACAAAGGCAGCUAGACGAAUCCGACCAGCAAAAGACCGGGCUGCAAGAUUUGCUGGAAGCUCAGCAGUUAGUUAUCAAGGAGAAUGAGAUAAAAUUUAACGAGCUGCAAAGACUUCUAGAGGCUGAAAAUGAAAAAGUGAGACAUUUGGAUCAAAGACUCAAGAAAGAAAGCGAGUCCCUUUCUACUAAUCAAACAAUUCGGCGACUUAAGGUUGAAAUAAACGAAGCAAAGCAGUCGAACAUUCAAUUACAUAAGGAAUUCGAUGCCUAUAAGAAACAUACUUCAAAUCUACUAAACAGGGAACGCGACCUAAAUGUGAAGUUACGAAGACUAAACAUUCCUUAAGCUUUAAUGUUUCAUUAUACUUCCGAUCCUGUUGUCCUGCGUGUUAAUAUGUUUGCAUCUACAAAUAACAAUUAACACUUUUUGCGAAUCUGAAGUUGAAGUAGGCGUUCACGAUGAAAUGUUUGUCUCACAAUAAAGAGGCCUUCAGACCGUUAAGACGAAAACCGUUUCUGCAAAAUACGCGAAUAGCCAACAUAAUUAUAGAACCAUAGCAUGGCAAAGAGCUGCUAAAUGUACUAAGAAUGUGUUCCAAGACUUUUUGCCAGUAAUUGUAUAUUUUUCAUAUGCUUAGUUUUAAACGUUCCACAGAUAACAAGACUCGUAGGAAUCCACACAUUUCCCGGGGGAUUUUGGGGCCUAAAAAACAUUUUUGUGUCUUCAGUUCCAAAAGAAAAGAGAAAAUCUUGAAAAUUAUUUGACUAAUAUAUAUCCUAACAUAAAACAUCUAAGCGUUUAGAAUAAAUUCAUCUGGUUUUAAAGAUAAGAAGAUUACGCUUGCCUUAACUGGAUAGCAAUGUUCUUGCUGAAAUCAGAAUCCCAAAAAUAAUAAUUGCCUCGCUUGCAUUUUCACAUACAAGCUUUGAUUUUGUUUCAUUUUGCUGACACAUUUCACAAUCGUUUGAGGUUAAAAUUGCAAUUAGGUUAGUUCAAAUUGUUUAUUUUGGUCCAGUAAGUUCAUUUUAAAUUUAUUUGCAGAUUAUUUUGUAAUUAGGUUAUAUGCCUUCUUGGCCUGUAUACCUUUAUUAAAAGAAAACUAAAUCACUCCAAAAAUUUCCCAAGAUGGUUUGUAAAUAUCAAUUUUGUAUACUUUUGCUGGGUAAAUGGCUGCUGGACGUAGUUUCGUUGGCUUCACAAAAACUGUUAGAUUUUGAUCAAACCCUUUAAGUUUUCUUUUUAUACUGAAUUGAUGGAAUUUUGAAAUGACUAGCUUUGGUCCGUUUUUGACAAUAGUAUUCUGGUUUCAUCACACGAAUGUUUCAUCAAAUUUCUUACAGCUGAUCCAAAUAAUUUCAAAUAUGGAUUAUCUAUAAAUAAUUUGCUACUUCCCUUUAAGUUUGAGCUUGGGUGGUGUGGAGUUUAAAUUUUGAGUUUAGAAGGCGUCCGUUAGCCUGCUUUGAACUGUCGUGUCUUUAGUUACACAUAUUUUUCCCGCUAUUUUGUGCCUAUCUUUGUCGUAGAGCCCCGGUAAAUAUCGUUGCCAUCGACUGUAAAGUUUGAUAGAAUUGUAAAUUUAUAUCAUUGCAUUUUUGGAAUGUCAUGAUUUGUGGAUUGAAUCAAUGAAUUUUUUUGUAUUAUUACUUGUAUCUUCUUUUGGCAUUUCAAAUUUUUUUUUGUAGAUUCUAUAGUUUUAAUUGCGAUAAAGACCUCAUAAUUUCAUUUCUGGGCGAGAUUUCGUUCUUGCAAAGGCUUGCUAUUUUUGAAAAUGUUAUUAUCACAAAUUUAUAUAAAUAGAAACUUGUAACGAAUGAGAAACACUGUUAAAACAAGUGAUUCUGCCAUCGGUCAACAUCUUUUAGACAACCCAGAUUGUGCAGAACUCUAAAAUGACGACAUAUUUCGGAUAAUUGGCAGAGCCCGGUCAUCCUUCCAUCUAGCAGUUUUGGAGUCGAUCUACAUAAAAACGAAAAAGCCGCCAUUGUGUAGACAGAAGGAGUUCGUUUUCUCUCUUGGACUCCAGUGGUAAUUUUUCUUUAGGCUCGAGGCACUGAUUGGUCAACCAUACCGUUCUUGUGCUUGCGUUUUUCUGAUUGGCCUAUUUCGAUCCACAACUGGGUAUAUAUUUUCCAUCGUGUUCUUUUGGAACCUUAUUCUGACGUUUAUGCUCUGAGGAGUGUCAGACGAAAAAGCUUUUAGUAUGUCGUAAAAUGUUUGCUUUUUUCAAAGCCAUUUUCAAAUUCUGUACCGCAAAAAAAUUGUUCACAGAAAAUAUAUUGCUAGUUUCAACAAAAUCGAAGUUAUGGAAUUGAAUUUAAUUAUUACUAAAAAUUUGUAAUCAUUUUUGUCGGAAUAGUGACUAACAUUCAGCUAGAUGUUGAAGUCCUUAUCUGUUGUUUUAGAAAUGAAAACUUUUUGAAAAAGUAGGACAGUAAUUCAAUAACAACUUUUGACACUAUUUCUUUCUGAACUUUGCUUAAUUGCUCAGCAGCGUGUUUCUUGUGGUACUCAGGGGCGAAAAUCCCGUGUGACACCCCCCCCCCCCAAUCUAAAAAAUUGUGGAUUUUGCAGGGCAAUCGAAGAUUUCGCAGGGCGCCCAGAAAAAUUUUAUUGCAGCGCAGGAACGCCACCUCGGAAGUUCGUUGAAGAAUUUUGAAAUGGAUACAUCAUAUUUGCGCCGAUUUUCCCUUCCUGACAUAGCAUUCAAGCGAAGGGAACAGGUUAUGUCAGGAAGAGACCAGUUACAUUCAUUUUUUAUAUGAAACUGGCUAUAAGAAACGAAUGCUGGACGGUCAGAAAAAAUCAAGAAACUUCACUACUCGAAGCAAAAGGUUUAGAAACUAUGAAAACGUCAUAAAACAGAGAACAAUGGAAUUUUGUAAAAUCCAAGAACAGGAUUGCCCUGAUGACCUAAAACUCAAAACACAAGGGAUAAAAGUAUACUUCCACGUCUAAAUACAGCAUCAGAACGGAAGCGAAUCUCUUGACGUGAUAAAAAAGGUUAGGAACAUUUCAUAACAUCAUUCAUGACAUCAUAAUUAAGAAACUCUCGGAAGC
Molecule: messenger RNA, 4233 nt
Organism: Rhopilema esculentum
Lineage: Eukaryota; Metazoa; Cnidaria; Scyphozoa; Rhizostomeae; Rhizostomatidae
Product: coiled-coil domain-containing protein 89
Source: RefSeq, a predicted model, not a curated record